AUGGCGCUGUACAUACUGUACGAGUCGGCGUCGGGUUACAGUCUGUUUCUUGCGCACGGUCUUGAUGAAAUUGGGCAGAAUACGGAGGCGGUUCGGGGGUCCGUGUCGGACCUGAACCGGUUCGGAAAAGUGGUUAAGCUAGCUGCCUUUAGUCCCUUUGAGUCUGCCCUUGAUGCACUCAAUCAAUGCAAUGCCGUCUCUGAAGGGCAAAUGACCGAUGAGCUGAGAAGCUUUUUGGAGCUUACUCUCCCAAAAGUUAAGGAAGGGAAGAAGCCUAAAUUCAGUUUGGGAGUGGCAGAGCCUAAACUUGGGUCUCAUAUUUGUGAAGUAACUAAAAUCCCUUGCCAAAGCAAUGAAUUUGUCCUUGAGCUUCUUCGAGGCGUGCGCUUGCAUUUUGAUAGGUUCAUUGAAAACCUAAAGCCUGGUGAUUUAGAGAAGGCACAACUGGGUCUUGGUCACAGCUACAGCAGAGCAAAGGUCAAGUUCAAUGUGAACCGUGUUGAUAAUAUGGUUAUUCAGGCUAUCUUUCUUCUUGAUACUCUCGAUAAAGACGUCAAUUCCUUCUCCAUGAGAGUCAGAGAAUGGUACUCUUGGCAUUUCCCUGAAUUGGUGAAGAUUGUUAAUGACAAUUAUCUGUAUGCCAAAGUUGCAAAAUAUGUGGAAGAUAAAUCUCAGUUGUCUGAAGACCAUUUAUCAGGCUUAACUGACAUAGUUGGGGACGAAGAUAAAGCAAAGGAAAUUAUAGAAGCUGCCAAAGCAUCCAUGGGACAGGAUUUGUCGCCAAUUGACUUGAUUAAUGUCAAGCAAUUUGCGCAAAGGGUGAUGGACCUUGCAGAGUAUAGGAAGAAGCUCUAUGAUUAUCUUGUUGCCAAAAUGAAUGAUAUAGCACCUAAUUUGGCUGCACUGAUUGGUGAAGUCGUUGGCGCUCGAUUGAUUUCUCAUGCUGGAAGUCUCACAAAUUUGGCAAAGUGUCCUUCUUCAACUCUUCAGAUCCUUGGUGCUGAGAAGGCUCUCUUUAGGGCACUGAAAACCCGUGGGAACACUCCAAAAUAUGGUCUUAUAUUCCAUUCCUCCUUCAUUGGCCGUGCUUCUACUCGGAACAAAGGCCGUAUGGCUCGUUAUCUUGCAAACAAGUGCUCUAUUGCUUCUCGUAUUGACUGUUUCUUAGAGAAAAAUACUACUGCUUUUGGAGAGAAGCUCCGUGAACAAGUUGAGGAGCGUCUAGACUUCUAUGAUAAAGGGGUUGCUCCUCGUAAAAACCUAGAUGUGAUGAAAUCUGCUAUUGAAACUGUUGAGAGCAAAGAUACAGAAAUGGAUGUAGAUGAACCUGUUGAUGGACCUUCUGCGAAAAAAGGCAAGAAAAAGAAAUCCAAAAAGAAAAAUACUACUGCUUUUGGAGAGAAGCUCCGUGAACAAGUUGAGGAGCGUCUAGACUUCUAUGAUAAAGGGGUUGCUCCUCGUAAAAACCUAGAUGUGAUGAAAUCUGCUAUUGAAACUGUUGAGAGCAAAGAUACAGAAAUGGAUGUAGAUGAACCCGUUGAUGGACCUUCUGCGAAAAAAGGCAAGAAAAAGAAAUCCAAAAGUGGAGCGAAGGAAGAUGUUGAACCCCUGACUGAGGAUAAGCCAGCAGCUGUUAAUAAUGGAGAUGCUCCUGAAGAACCUAAAAGUGAAAAGAAGAAGAAAAAGGAAAAGCGAAAAUUGGUACAAAAGGCAGAUGAGGAAAAGAAUGAACCUACAGAAAAUGUAAACGGUGCAAAUGGAUUCAAUGCAGAAAAUGGAACGGCCAAAAAGAAGAAAAAGAAGAAGGAAGAAAACACCGAGGAUCUUCCAGCUGCAAGUGAAAGUAAGAAGAAGAAAAAGAAAUCGAGAAAAGAAGACAGCGAUUAA
This is a messenger RNA of Fraxinus pennsylvanica, 1887 nucleotides long. The record is from the annotation of a GenBank genome assembly. Lineage: Eukaryota; Viridiplantae; Streptophyta; Magnoliopsida; Lamiales; Oleaceae.